Cuscuta epithymum is the source of this 1993-nucleotide messenger RNA. The record is from the annotation of a GenBank genome assembly. Lineage: Eukaryota; Viridiplantae; Streptophyta; Magnoliopsida; Solanales; Convolvulaceae.
AACAGGGCAAGUCAUUAUUUCCCAAAAUUCAUUACUAUGUAUAUGGUAUCAGUCGCUUAGGGUUUUUCCUUCGUUCCUCCCUAUGGCCGGCUCAACCUCUGCCUCUGCUACAUCAUCGUCGAUGGCGCCCUCAACCAUGGUGCAGCCGCUAUCGUCAUCCAUGACUCCACCAUCGUCAACUAUUGUUCCCAGCAGUCCAGUUCAGGCCUCCGGAUCAAGCAGCAGCAUCUCGCGCGCGAUCCAGACCACGUCCUUCAUGGCGCCGCCUCAGCUUUCCAACGCACAACCGUGGUCUCCGAUUCCAGCUUCUUUAUCACAACGGUUUCCCUCUCUACCGCCUCUAGAAUCAUAUAGAUUGUUUAAUAUGCCUGAACCGUUUUCAUGGGCACCAUCCUCCUCCACGGUCACUGCUCCUGCGUCCACAGUACUCCCUAGCAUCGGUAAUCCGGUUGUUCCGUUCGCAGGUCCCACUCUUUCCGGCCAGCCAGGCAUUCAACCGCAUCAACUCUUUCAGCAAACUGCCACGCCAGGUUUGCAUCUGUCCUCAACUCUUUUAUCAUCCCUGGCAUCUCAUAUGGCCUUUUCCACACCUAACGUUAAUAAUAUUGUGACUACUCGCCUUUCGGCCGUGGAAGAUUAUUUACCGUGGAGGACUCAGUUUGAAUCCUUUUUAGUUUCUCACAGCCUUUUGGGUAUUCUAGAUGGAUCCAUUCCAGCUCCUCUAACUACUGACCAUGAUUAUCCUUAUUGGUUAAAAAUUGACCAAACUAUUCGCUCUUGGCUCUUUGCUACUCUGGCCCGGGAUAUUUUGAUGGAAGAUUAUGAUCUGAAGUUUUCUCACCUUAUUUGGGAAAGACUUCAAUCUCGUUUUAUGUCUGCUUGCUUCACUCGUUCUAUUGAGCUCAAGCGGGCAUUAUCACAUGUGAAAAAGAAAGAUAAUCAGACCAUGGACCAAUAUUUGUUAGAAAUAAAAAUCACGGCGGACAAUCUGGCAACCAUUAAUUCCCCGGUUAGUAAUUGGGAUUUAAUUGAGUAUGCCAUUAUUGGUUUGGGUCGUGAUUAUGAGUCUCUUAUCACUGCUAUUAACUACUUCCCGGGUAAUGCUACGUUGGAGAACUUAAGGCCAAUUCUUCAAGCACAAGAGCAUCACAAUAAUUAUUUACGGGAACAAGAUGCCCUGCCAACACAUCAAGCUUUUGCCGCAGCUCAGGGUGGUCCUCCAGCAGGUCCAGGCCGAGGAGGUGCUCCUCGGGGAGGGGGUGGUCCUCGUGGGGGACGUGGACAGCGCGGUGGCAGACGAGCUCGUGGCGGCCGCGGGCGUGGAGGCCGCGGUUACUAUCAGCAGUUUCAGCAAUACGGCGCACCGCCGUAUGGACAGCAGCAACCCUAUGCUGCACCGCCAGGACCACCAGUAGCUCUUGUAUAUCGUGGCAAUGCAUAUCCUCCGGGUCCAGGUUUCCAUCUGUGGAUAAUUCUUUUCAGUCCCCGCCACCUCCGGUUGUCUGUCAGUUGUGUUUUUCUCCAGGUCACUCAGCUCUACAAUGCUCCCGGUUUAAUUCUUCUGGUACACCUGCUCUCGCUGCCCUACCUACUGGUGAAACACAUGAUACGGUCUGGUAUCCUGAUUCUGGGGCUUCCGCUCACAUGACCCCUCACGAAGGACAAUCAAACGGGGGAGCUUCUUCUUCAGGCACCUAAUAAAAACCAUGUUUACCCUUUCCAUGCCUUUCAAGCCCGUGUAGUUCCUGGUCCGAUAUGGCACAAGAGGUUGUGGCAUUGUGGUGAUAGAGUCCUUGGUCGUCUUAGGCAAAAUAGUUUAAUUACUAGUUCAUCUUCUUUUAAUCAUGAUUGUGUCUCGUGUAAGUUGGGUAAAUCCCACAGACUUCCAUUUAGUGAUGUUAUUCAUGAUACUACUGCCCCAUUGCAACUUAUACAUUCAGAUGUUUGGCAAUCGCCAAUUUUAUCAAAUUUGGGUUUUUAAGUAUUAUGUUUC